GUGCAGUUCAGCAAAAUGUGUGUUGGGAGGUUUUUGCAAGCCUUUCAGAACCACCAUGUCAGGCGCUCACAAAUCUUGCAACGGUUAUGGCACAGAUCUCCGAGCCAGGUAUCGUGGAGGACCUCUGCGUCCUGUCCCUACCGAGCGGUGAUCUUUGAUAUGGGUGGCGUGCUCCUUCCUUCGCCAUUCAGACUGGCGGCAGACUGGGAGGUUCGGAAUCGUGUCCCCCCUGGUACCAUCAAAGAGGCCUUAAUAUCAGGAGGGGAGGACAGACCCUGGAUGAGGUACAUGAGAGGAGAAAUGAGGCCGACAGAGUUUCUGCAUGAGUUUGGACAACAGUGCUCCGGGAUUGCAAAUUCCUCUGUCCCAGUAGAAUCCUUCCUUUCCGAAUUAACCAGCAAUGAAAUGACAAGACAGCUCCCGGUUAUGAUGGAAGCGAUAAAAUGUAUCCGAGCUGAAGGUCUCAAAACUGCCGUUCUGAGUAACAAUUUUUAUUUGCCUAGUGGAGAAAGUUUCCUUCCUUUAGACAAAAAGCAGUUUGAUGUGAUAAUUGAAUCCUGCCGGGAAGGGGUGUGUAAGCCAGACCCCCGUAUCUAUAGAAUUUGCUUGGAGCGACUGGGGGUUCAAGCCAGGGAGUCCAUUUUCUUGGAUGACAUUGGGCAGAAUCUGAAAGCUGCUGGUCAGCUUGGUAUUAAAACAUUGAAGGUUGAAGACCCAAACUCAGCGAUUCAGGAAUUAGAAACUCAUUUGGGUUUUCCCCUGCAGUCCUUUGUUCCUUACACAUCUUCCGUGAGGCCAACAAUGGAGAUCCCUAGGGAGCCUCUCCGAAACUACCUUGCAAGGAUCUUGGGGACUCAGGCAAAAGAGUCUCUGGUGCUUCGACAGUUUAGCCAUGGGCAGUCCAAUCCAACAUACUACAUCAGGUUUGGAGAACAUCAGUUGGUCUUGAGGAAAAAGCCACCUGGGAAGCUGUUACCUUCCGCUCAUGCUGUAGAGCGAGAGUACAGGGUUUUGAAGGCCCUUGGUCAGGCUGGUGUUCCAGUUCCCAAAGUCCUAGCCUUCUGUGACGAUCCAAGCAUCAUUGGCACUCCGUUCUACAUAAUGGACCACAUCGCCGGCCGGAUCUUCAAGGAUCCUUCUCUUCCAGGCCUGGAAGCCAGCCAGCGGAUGGAGAUUUAUACUGCCAUGAACAGGGUCCUCUGUAAGAUCCACAGCGUAGACAUCAAAGUGGCUGGCCUUGAGGAUUAUGGGAAACAUGGUAACUACAUUCAGCGACAAGUCCAGACCUGGAGCAAGCAAUACCGUGCCACGGAGACACACACAAUCCCAGCCAUGGAGAGGCUCAUUGAAUGGCUCCUAUCCCAUACACCAGCUAGUGAGCAUCUGUCUGUUGUGCAUGGAGACUUCAGGUUAGAUAACCUGAUCUUCCAUCCAGAGAAGCUGGAGGUUGUCUCUGUGCUUGACUGGGAACUUUCCACCUUAGGCAACCCUCUUUCAGACGUGGCCUAUAACUGCAUGGUGUAUUAUUUGCCUUCUCACUUUGACAUCAUCAAAGGUUUGAAGGACUGCGAUCUGCACCAGUUGGCCAUUCCCCCAAUAGAGGCCUACAUCCAGAUGUAUUGCAACCACAUGGGCAUUCCUCCCAUUGAGAACUGGAACUUCUACAUGGCCUUCUCCUUUUUUAGAAUUGCUGCCAUUCUGCAAGGAGUGUACAAACGCUCCCUCACUGGCCAGGCCAGCUCAGCGACAGCUGCAGGCACUGAGAAGCAGGUGGAAUUUAUGGCAGACCUUGCCUGGGACUUUGCUACAAAAGAGGGCUUCCGGGUCUUCAAGGAGCUCCCAACCUCCACACCUCCUGCCAGGCCAUUCAGUACAUGGGCUGAUCCGAGGCAACUCCCGAGGAGGCACUACUCCAGGAUGGCUCCCAUUCCCAAGUCUCACCUGAUCGUCUCUUUGGAUGGCCUGCCAAAGCGAGUCCAAGAGCUCCACCAUAAGCUGAAGCAGUUCCUGGAUGCUCACGUGUACCCGGCUGAGCAGCUUUUGCGCAACCACCAAGCUUCCCCAGAGCGGUGGACACCCCAUCCCCUCCUAGAGGAACUCAAGGAGAAGGCAAAGUCUGAGGGGCUCUGGAACCUUUUCCUACCACUGGAGAGUGACCCUGAUGUGAAAUAUGGAGCUGGCCUGACCAACUUAGAGUAUGCCCACUUGUGUGAGCUGAUGGGGACUUCAGUUUAUGCACCUGAGGUAUUCAAUUGCUCUGCCCCAGACACUGGCAAUAUGGAGGUGCUGGUCCUCUAUGGCACAGAAGCCCAGAAGGAGCGUUGGCUGCGACCUCUGCUAGAUGGCAAGAUCCGAUCCUGUUUCGCUAUGACGGAGCCACAGGUUGCAUCCUCAGAUGCCACCAACAUUGAAGCUUCCAUCGUUGAGGAACAAGACAGCUAUGUUCUGAAUGGGCGGAAAUGGUGGAUUUCAGGUUCUCUGGAUCCUCGUUGCCAGCUUUGCAUCUUUAUGGGCAAGACGGACCCCACAGCCCCCAGGCACAAGCAACAGUCGAUGCUGCUGGUUGCCAUGGACACACCUGGGAUCACCGUCACCAGACCCCUCACUGUCUAUGGCUUGGAUGACGCCCCAGCUGGCCAUGGGGAAAUCACCUUUGAGAAUGUCCGCGUCUCCAAAGAGAACCUUUUGCUGGGGGCUGGCCGUGGCUUUGAAAUUGCCCAGGGAAGACUGGGCCCUGGAAGGAUACAUCACUGCAUGAGGCUGAUUGGCUUUGCAGAAAGAGCACUGGCUCUCAUGAAGGAGCGGGUUUCCUCCCGAGUGGCCUUUGGAAGGCCCCUGGUAGAACAAGGCACCAUCAGGGCAGGUAUCGCUGAGUCUCGUAUUGAGAUUGAACAGGCCCGGCUCCUAGUCCUCAAGGCGGCCCACGUCAUGGAUACAGUUGGGAAUAAGGAAGCAGCUCUUGAGAUUGCCAUGAUCAAGGUAGUGGCUCCGAGGAUGGCUUUGCAGGUCAUUGACCGAGCUAUCCAGGCCUUUGGGGCAGCAGGACUCAGCAACGACCAGCCACUGGCCCAGUCUUUUGCUUGGGCACGAGCCCUCCGCCUGGCCGAUGGCCCGGAUGAAGUCCACAGGGCAGCCAUUGCUAAAAUGGAACUGAAGCGUUAACUGAGCCAUAGGCAGACAGCAGCUUGAAAUCCCAGUGGCUGGGGUUAAGAAACACAGAAUGAGGUCUAGGGGCUAAAUGAAAUGUUUUUGGGGGAGGGAGUUUGAAUGUCCAUACUCUGUACUGAUUUUUCUGUGCCACCACAGCUGAUUAUGGGAGGAAAAGCCACAACAUUAUAGGGCAAGGUAGGCCAGUGGCCAGCACUGGGCACAGCCUUGGCUAGGAAGCCAUCCAGGAUGCCUAGUGCAUCUGCAUGGCUUCAUUAUUGGAGAUUCCACCGAUGGACUCUCUGCAUAUCAAUAAAGCUGGGACUUGUUUGGAUUUUUGGGGCUGUUAAGCCAGGCCUCUAUUACUUUUGCGGAGUCUCGACUCCUGUAUAAGAAGAUGCUUGUUUUGGGUCUGCUUUGGGCAUCUGGAUGGUGGGUAGUGAAAGAAUGAGGCAGUGGGUAUUCUCUAUCUUCCAUCAGGGUGAAAUGUACACCCACCCUGCCCAGCUGCACUUGUGGUUUUGCUGUUGUUGUUGGACUGAUAAGCACUUAAUUCUCUUACUGUAAAAAAAGAAUGUAAAUCACAGGCAAGAUACUGAUUCUGAACAUAGGAAACUGUUAACAUAAAAAUGAGAACAAACGUAA
This is a messenger RNA of Sceloporus undulatus (fence lizard), 3792 nucleotides long. RefSeq names its product acyl-CoA dehydrogenase family member 10 (gene ACAD10). The record is from RefSeq and is a predicted model, not a curated record. The transcript has 20 exons. The coding region runs from base 16 to 3162 and encodes 1048 amino acids. Gene Ontology annotation, molecular function: flavin adenine dinucleotide binding; oxidoreductase activity, acting on the CH-CH group of donors. NCBI's taxonomy places the organism in Eukaryota, Metazoa, Chordata, Lepidosauria, Squamata, Phrynosomatidae.